Molecule: messenger RNA, 2584 nt
Organism: Nymphaea colorata (pocket water lily)
Lineage: Eukaryota; Viridiplantae; Streptophyta; Magnoliopsida; Nymphaeales; Nymphaeaceae
Exons: 7
Coding region: 890-2380 (496 amino acids)
Biological process (GO): transmembrane transport
Cellular component (GO): membrane
Molecular function (GO): transmembrane transporter activity
Source: RefSeq, a predicted model, not a curated record
ACCAGCCAUGGGGAGUUUGCAUAACUGGCAAGGGCAAAGUCAAGAAUUGGACGGGAGUCCUCUGUUCUUUUUCUUUUCUUUCCUGUGAGGUGUUGGACAUCGAGGGGAUGGAAGGGGAGAGCCGGUUGUUCUGAUUCAGGCCUGCCUUAGCAGAGAAAUGGCAGGUUGCAGAAAUCCGCCAACAUGAACUUGGUUCCAGAACUAAAUGUGGCUCACAUCAAACGCUUGGCUCUAUACUCGGUAUGAAUAACGGCUACAACCCCCCACCAGCUAUACUCUUAGGAGAGAGAGAGAGCUCCAUGUGGAAGUUGGACUGGACAAUGAUCCACCUACAGGGAGAUCAAUGGCCAACUUGGGUCGAGAAUGACGCAGCCCCAAGAAGCUAGGACCCACAGCAAGAGAGAGAGAGAGGGCCAAGCCCAAGAGGCUAGGACCCACAGAGAGAGAGAGAGAAUUUGCCAUCUUUUCUGCCCUCCAUCGCUCAUGAGACCAGCGUGUCUAAGAGACAGGAAGAGGGCGGUUGCGGCUGUAUUUAAUUUCAUCCUACUUUUCUUCUCUUUUAACCAUGAAAGCCAGCACAGAAGCAAAGAAAAAAGUGUUGCUCAAAAAGAUAGUUUGAAAGAAGUGGAAGAGUAAUGACUUGUAGGAUUUUGGGGAGGGAGAGAGAGAAAAAAAGAGAGAGGUUACUCUCCAAAAGGGCCAAACCCAUGCUUUCGUAGCCGUUGCGGCACAGUUUAAAGCAAAAAUGGUCCUAGAUUUGGGGCAUGGAACUAUGCUCGUUUGCUUCCUCAUUCUUUCCGUUUCUUCUUCCUCCUUCCUGGCCUAGAACGUUGAGUGCCAGUCGUGCUUGGUCCUUUUGGAAUUGAGUGGUCGCAUAUGUGACGAGGAUAUGCAGAACGCCUCCUCAGGGUCGGAUAUCGGCUCGUCUCCAACCAGAGAAGAGGAUGGUCAACUAAGCCAAAGCAAUGAUGGAAGUACACCUUCAUUCAGAUCAAUUCCCGACUCCUCUAGGCAUUGGAGAGAUGUUUUCUGGUUGUGUAUUUUUGUCAUCCACUUGGUGGGCCUUGGCUUUCUUCUUGCAGUGCUUGGAGUGAGUAGGUUCAAAAGACCGGAUAGGUUGCAGAUAGACAAGUUUGUUAAUAAGAUUGUUCAGAACAAAUCAGGACAAACGGAGACCUUCUGGCCCUUGUACGCUGUAGCAGCAGCCAUUGGUACUGUACUAGGAUGUGCCUGGUUAUCUCUUCUUGGUACACGAGCGCACCAGAUGAUGAAGUUUUCUGUAUACAGUCUUACAACAUAUCUUGCUGUUAUAAGUGUCCUAUGCUUUUGGGAUGAUGAAAUCUUUUGGGGCAUCUCAUUUGCAAUAGGUGCACUCUUGCAUUUUACAUACGUGAUGUCUGUCAUGGACAGGUUUCCUUUUACGAUGUUGGUCUUGCAAAAGGCUGUGAAGAUGGUUUGGAACCUGCCGGAAGUUAUGAGAGUGGCAUAUGUGUUUAUGGUGCUGAUGCUUUUGUGGCUGGCACUUUGGACAUUUGGUGUAGCUGGAGUGGUGGCUUCUAGCACAGGUGAUGCAGGGCACUGGUGGCUUCUUGGGAUACUGUCAGUCAGUUUAUUUUGGACUGGUGCAGUCCUUUGUAAUAUGCUUCAUGUUGUAGUGUCUGGAAUGGUGUUCCAUGUGCUCAUCCAUGGUGGUGAAGGACUGCCAUUACCUUCAAAUCCAUUAGUAAGGUCUCUAAGACAUGCAGCCACAACUUCUCUUGGUAGUAUCUGCUAUGGCUCACUUUUCACUGCUGCCAUCCGGACAAUACGGUGGGAGAUACGAGGAAUCAGAUCGAAGAUUGGAAACAAUGAAUGUUUGCUCUGCUGUGUUGAUUUUUUGUUCAAUCUUGUUGAGACCCUUGUUCGGUUUUUCAAUAAGUAUGCAUAUGUACAGGCAACAGUUCAUGGUAAGAGCUUUAACCGCUCAGCAAGGGAUGCAUGGGAGCUUUUUCAGUCUACAGGAAUUGAGGCCCUUAUAGCUUAUGAUUGUUCUGGAGCAGUUUUGCUAAUGGGUACUAUAUUGGGUGGGCUAAUUGCUGGAACUGCGGCUGGGACGUGGACAUGGUUUAAGCGAAGAGAUAGAGUGGUUAUGGUUGGUUUUACCUCUAUGUUGAUGGGAAUGACCUUGGUUGGCCUGGCAAUGGUGGUGGUUGAAAGUGCCGUGACAUCUAUCUACAUCUGCUAUGCAGAAGACCCUGCCCUAAUCAAUGCAUGGGAUGCAGAAUUUUUCGAUCAGAUGGCUGAGGCCCUUCACCAACGGCUGCAGUACAGAAGUGCAAGGGCGAGGGAAGUAAUCAACCGAAGGGUUGACACCGAUAUUCAAGAAAGUGUACAAGAGUGACGAAUGUCAAGAAAGAAAACUUCUAUCUUUUUGUAGUUCCAUUUGAUCAUAACUUUUAUAAAUUGCCCAUUUUUAUCACAAGUAGUUUUUUGAUAUUUCCUUCUUGUAUAUUAUUAAACGUUGGGACUGAUAGCCUCUUAUUUGAUGCCAUUCUUCAACUGCCAGGAUUUAAUAAAGUUGUGAAUACUGCAGUAAUUCAUUUUA